This is a messenger RNA of Lytechinus pictus (painted urchin), 2116 nucleotides long. Its product is annotated as synaptogenesis protein syg-2-like. The coding region runs from base 1 to 2025 and encodes 674 amino acids. Lineage: Eukaryota; Metazoa; Echinodermata; Echinoidea; Temnopleuroida; Toxopneustidae. The transcript is spliced from 7 exons. The record is from RefSeq and is a predicted model, not a curated record.
AUGACUGAUACGCAAUCGGGCUGGCAAUACUUGGACUACACCAAUAUAAGUGUAACUGCUGGAGAGCCGUUUGCCAUCACAUGUGAAGCAUCUCGGGCAAGGCCUCCUGUGGUACUGCAAUGGGUGACAACUAAGGGCUUGUCAGCUGUUCAUCACAAUCAGUCGGAUGUCAUCCAAGACGGAUCUUACAUCUCCCGGAGAACUUUGAUAAUCACACCGUCCAGGAACGAUCACGGAAAGAUUCUUAGCUGCAUUACAUCACACCCAGAACAGCAGAAAAAUAUUAGACGAUCAAUUAGUCUGAAUGUUCAUGUUCUGCCGGCCAGUGUGCUGCUCUUUCCGACUGGAGGUAACCAGUCUCAAUCAAUAGUCAUAUACGUUCAAGAAGAUUCACCGACUUCAAUCACUUGUAAAAGCAUCGGGUCAUUUCCAGCAACUGAACUAUCAUUUUGGCUUAUAGUUGAUGCCUUUGAGAGGACUCCGAUCAUUGCAAAUGUCUCGAGGCUGCCAGUUGAUGUCACAAUAUCUAUCCCAUGUGACAUGUUUGAAGGUGCAGAGACCAACAUAACGUGUAAAACUCUUAAUGGAUAUCCUGCUCCUCUCAUCCAUUGGUACGUUGGAUCAAGAAACCUGACAGAUAAUUCAUCGCUGGAGUCUUCAUUGAAUGCAGCUAAUCGAUAUGAUGCUGCAAGCACUCUCACUUUCAUACCGACGAGGUUUGAUCAUAUGAAACGUCUUCUCUGCCAGGCAGUUCAACCUACUAUAACAUCUACUGUGGUGUCCGUGAAGAACAGCAUGGUUCUGAACAUAUCAAACUUCCCAUCUGCAACUACGAUUUCUUUUCAACAACAGACCCUACCAGUCAUCGGAGAAGAUUUUACAAUUGAAUGCAGCUAUUCACCUUCUUCAUAUCCUCGCUCAGUACAGUGGAGACACGAGGACAUCCAGGUUGCUUCUGAAUCGUGCACUUCUACGAGUAGCUGUACAACUACAAUUCCUAAUCCAACAAAGUACAAGUUAAUGGGAGACGACCGCAGCACAUCGCUUACAAUAAUCAAUUUGACGGCUGUUGACAAUGGGAGAUACGCAUGCGAUUUUCUAAACAAAAGUGGAUUAUGGUCGGCUGAUGAGACAAUACAAGUACUAAGUCCAGUUCCACCAUCAAGGGUCUUCGUGUCUGAUACACAAUCCGUCUGGCAAUACUCGAACAACGCCAAUAUAAGUGUAACUUCUGGAGAGCCGUACAACAUCAUCUGUGGUGCAAAUAGGGCAAGGCCUGCUGUAGUACUGGAAUGGCUAAUACCAGAGGACGUGACCGUUGUUCAUCAGGAUCAGUCUGAUGACAUUCGAGACGGAUCUUACAUCUCCCGAAAAACUUUGACAGUUACACCCUCCAGAGAAGAUCAUGGAAAGAUUCUUAUCUGCAUUGCAUCACACCCAGAACUACAGAAAAAUAUUAGACGUUCAGUUAGUCUGAAUGUUCAUGUUCUGCCAACCAGUGUGCUGCUCUUUCCGACUGGAGGUAACGAAUCUCAAUCAACAGUCCUAUACGUUCAAGAAGAUUCACUGACUUCAAUCACUUGUAAAAGCAUCGGGUCAUUCCCAGCAACUGAACUAUCAUUUUGGUUUAUAGUUGAUGCCUUUAAGAGUACUCCGAUCCUUGCAAAUGUUUCGAGGCUGCCAGUUGAUGUCACAAUAUGUAUCCCAGGUGACAUGUUUGAAGGUGCAGAGACCAACAUAACAUGUAGAGCUCUUAUUGGAUACCCUGCUCCUCUCAUCCAUUGGUACAUUGGAUCAAGAAAACUGACAGAUAAUUCAUCGCUGGAGUCUUCAUUGAAUGCAGCUGAUCGAUAUGAUGCUGAAAGCAUUCUCACUAUCAUACCGACGAGGUUUGAUCAUAGGAAACGUCUUCUCUGUCAGGCAGUUCAACCUAAUAUAACAUCUACUGUGGUGUCCGUGAAUAAAAGCAUGGUUCUGAACAUAUCAAGUCAGCAGAGAGGGGCGAUGUCAGUAAUGAAACAAUAAAUUUGGUGGACUAUUCAUAAAUUGUAAUAAUAACAAAUCGUCAACGAAAUGUGGAUGGACGACAACAGUUCAAAUCAACAAUGCCCCAUCG